UCGCAGUUUUUAAGAAGAAAAGAAAAGCUUUUGAGCACUUCGCUCCUCUGUUUCUUCUUCUUCUUCAUUUACUACUUAUACUCUUUAAAUUUCUUCCACUUCCUCCAUCUCCUUCCUCCGCUACUGCCAAUCACCCACAUCCAUACCCAUUAUUAUUUUUAUUCCUCUGACUCCAUCAUUAAUGCCUUAUGGGGUUUCCAAUCUCUAAAACCUUACUCCCCCGCCUCUCUCGCUGCUUUUCCGGCGAACUCUCCGCCUCGAUUCUUUCCCUCACUCAUUUUUCUUGCUACCUCAAAUUCUUUCCAAUUUUUUAACCUUCUUAAUCUCAACUCUUCCCUUCAAGUGUUACAGUUUCCUUUUCAUUUUUAUUUUAUUUAUAAAAAUAAAAAAUUGGCGGGUGUUAUAGGGUUCUUCCACAUUAAUGCGAGUUAGUUUGUGGGAAGAUCAGUAUAGGUUUGCUUUUAGUACCAGUGAGUAUUUCUAAUUUUUUUUAUUUAUUGGUUUUUUUUUAAUUUCAAAAUAAAGAAUCGGAAACAGAAACUACAGUGGAAAGAGGAAAGUGGGUUUCCUGUGGAUUUUGUUUGUUUUAUUCCUUUACUCCAAAACUUAACCCAUUGUCUUUUCGAAUAUCUCUCUUCGGGUUGUUGGUCCUGUAACUAGUUUGAUCUUCAAUCAUUUGUUUUUUAAGUUUAUUAUUUUUAUUUUUUUUUUGAAAAGAAAAGCUCUGUUUCGUGUGUCCUCUCCCUGCUGUUGCAGCACCUUCAGCGCUUCACUAUUCUCACCUUCUAUUCUCUAAUUUUAGAUUCAAACUAUUCAGAAAAUAAAAAAUAUAUAUAUAUUUUUUCUCUUUAUUGUUAGUUGUAACCUCCAUAUCAUUUUACAUGUGAAGCUUCCUCUCUCUUUAUUGUUGUGAUUUAUUCCCAUCAUGGUUUGUCCAUAUGGCUUAGCCUUUUUAUGCAGUAGCGUUUUUUCUUUUUUAAAUUUUUCAUGAAGGCCUUCCUUUUUUAGCAGAAAUUGUUUUGAAUAUGAAAUUGAAGAAGAUGAUGUUAUUCAACUACUUCGUUUUUCUUCUUCUUCUACUAGUUCCUGUUUUUGUAAAGUCCUUAGACCCAUCUUUCAACGAUGAUGUUCUUGGGUUAAUAGUUUUCAAGGCUGGUCUGCAGGACCCAGAGUCUAAACUUACUUCAUGGAAUGAAGAGGACGAAAAUCCUUGUAACUGGGUUGGUGUCAAAUGCGACCCUAAAACCCAGAGAGUGACUGAAUUGGUCCUUGAUGGCUUCUCUCUUUCUGGGCACAUUGGCCGUGGCCUGAUAAGGCUGCAAUUUCUUGAGAUUCUUUCACUGUCAAACAACAAUUUCACUGGUAAUAUAAACCCUGAUCUUGCUCAGCUUGGGGGUUUGCAAGUUAUCGACUUGAGUCAUAACAAUCUCUCAGGUAUUAUCCCUGAUGGAUUUUUUAAGCAAUGUGGGUCGUUGAGAUCAGUUUCAUUUGCUAGAAACAAUCUUUCAGGGCAGAUUCCUGAAUCUUUGAGCUGGUGUACUACAUUGGCAGCAAUUAAUUUGUCGUCUAAUAAGCUUUCUGGGGAAUUACCAUCCGGAUUAUGGUUUUUGAGGGGCCUUCAAUCCCUUGAUUUAUCUGAUAAUUUGUUGGAGGGAGAGAUUCCUGAAGGGAUUGCAAAUUUAUAUGAUUUGAUAGCUAUUAAUUUGCAGAAGAACAAGUUCUCUGGAGAGCUUCCAGUAGAUAUUGGAGGUUGUGUGCUUUUGAAAAUUCUUGAUUUUAGUGAGAAUUCUCUGUCUGGUAACCUUCCAGAGUCGUUGCGGAGACUUAGGUCUUGUACUUCUCUUAGAUUAAGAGGGAAUUUAUUUGCAGGUGAAGUUCCUGCGUGGAUUGGUGAAUUAACAAAUCUCGAGCGUUUGGAUCUUUCUGCUAAUAAUUUUUUGGGUCGAGUUCCAGCUUCAAUAGGUAACCUUAACUUACUGAAGGAAUUGAAUCUGUCUGUGAACCAUCUUACAGGAGGGUUACCAGAAUCAAUGGCUAAUUGUCCUAACCUUUUGGUUCUUGAUGUAAGCCAGAAUCGAUUGACUGGUAAUCUUCCUCCAUGGGUUGUCAAGACGGGUUUAAAAAGUAUCUCACUUUCUGGGAACAGCCUCAGUAAGAGUAUGCAAUAUCCUUCAGUUACCUCCUUGGAAGCCUCUACUGAAGGUCUUAAGGUCUUGGACCUAUCAUCAAAUGUCUUAUCUGGUGAAAUUCCAUUCGAUAUUGGGAACCUUAGCAGUUUGCUGGUCUUGAAUGUAUCCAGAAACCGACUCUUUGGUUCUAUCCCAUCAAGUAUAGGAGAGUUAAAAAUGUUGCAAGUUCUUGAUUUGAGUGAUAAUAAGCUAAAUGGAAGAAUUCCUUCCGAAAUUGGAGGAGCAGUUGGACUAGUGGAACUGAGAUUAGAGAACAACUGCAUAACUGGGAAAAUUCCAAUUCAAAUACAAAAUUUCUCCUCUUUAACAUCUCUAAUUCUGUCUCAUAACAACCUCACUGGUCCAGUCCCUGCAGCCAUUGCAAACCUAACCAACCUCCAAUAUGCAGACUUAUCUUUCAACAACCUCUCUCAAAGCUUACCGAAGGAGCUGACAAAUCUUUCCAACCUUGUAUCCUUCAAUAUUUCCCAUAACAACCUGCAAGGUGAGCUACCAGUUGGGGGUUUCUUCAAUACCAUUUCCCUGUCAGCUGUUGCUGGUAAUCCAUCCCUAUGUGGUUCUGUUGUCAACCGCUCCUGCCCUUCUGUCCAUCCAAAGCCCAUUGUUCUAAACCCUAACUCUUCUUCCUCCAAUAAUGGCUCCUCUUUGAAUCACAAUCACCGGAAAAUUGCACUCAGCAUCUCUGCUCUCGUUGCUAUUGGUGCUGCUGCUUUUAUUGCCUUUGGUGUGGUAGCUGUAUCUCUUCUCAACAUCCACGUCCGAUCUUCCAUGGCACAAACUCCUGUUGCACUUACUUUAUCAGGUGGAGAAGAUUUCAGUUGUUCCCCCACUAAUGACCCAAACUAUGGCAAGCUUGUCAUGUUUUCUGGAGAUGCUGAUUUUGUUGCUGGGGCCCAUGCAUUACUCAACAAGGACUGUGAACUUGGUCGUGGUGGAUUUGGCAUUGUUUACCGAACAAUACUUCGAGAUGGUCGUUCAGUUGCCAUAAAGAAGCUAACAGUUUCGAGUUUAAUCAAGUCCCAGGAAGAAUUUGAGAGGGAAGUAACAAGACUUGGAAAGAUUAGGCACCAUAAUCUCGUGGCACUGGAAGGUUACUAUUGGACUCCAUCUUUGCAACUCCUUAUUUAUGAAUACAUAUCCAGUGGAAGUUUGUAUAAACACCUCCAUGAUGGACCCACCACAAACUGCUUGUCCUGGAGACAGAGAUUCAACAUAAUUCGAGGGAUAGCGAAAGGUUUGGCCCAUUUGCAUCAUAUGAACGUAAUUCACUAUAAUCUAAAAUCAACCAACAUUCUGAUAGAUGAUUCUGGUGAGCCAAAAGUGGGAGACUUUGGCUUGGCAAGACUGUUACCAAUGCUGGAUCGUUGCAUCCUAAGCAGCAAAAUCCAGAGUGCAUUAGGCUACAUGGCUCCUGAGUUUGCUUGUCGCACUGUGAAGAUAACUGAGAAAUGUGAUGUUUAUGGGUUUGGGAUCUUAGUUUUGGAGGUGGUGACAGGUAAGAGACCAGUGGAAUAUAUGGAGGAUGAUGUUGUGGUCCUGUGCGACAUGGUGAGGGGAGCUCUAGAGGAUGGCAGGGUGGAGGAAUGUAUUGAUGGAAAGCUUCGAGGAAAUUUUCCUGCAGAAGAGGCAAUUCCGGUAAUAAAACUUGGUUUAAUAUGUGCAUCUCAAGUGCCAUCAAACAGGCCAGAUAUGGAGGAAGUGGUCAAUAUUUUAGAGCUAAUCCAAUGUCCUGCAGAGGGUCAAGAGGAGUUGGAAUGAGUUGAACCCACAGAGUUCAAGAAACAUACAAAAAACUGUGUUCUCCGGCGAACAAGAAUCCGGUUUGUUUGUUCAAAAAGAUGAAAAGAGUAUAUUCCCCCUACAAAUACUUAUUUGUUAUUGUAAUUUUGUUUGUGUCUUUUUCCCCCUUGUAUUCUCUUAUUUCUAUCACAGUUUUUGUUACCGGAUUCUUUUUCACCGGUCGGAUAUGGAGCACUUGAGAUAUGGUAUCAAUGAUAUUGCUCUCUUAUAGAGCAAGCAGAUCAUACUUGUCUUGACUGAAUCUAUCUUUUGUUCUUAUUACGAUGUCUGUUUCAUAUUGUUGGUGGGACUCAUUCUGAUA
Messenger RNA from Jatropha curcas, 4290 nucleotides. RefSeq names its product Leucine-rich receptor-like protein kinase family protein. Gene Ontology annotation, biological process: protein phosphorylation. Lineage: Eukaryota; Viridiplantae; Streptophyta; Magnoliopsida; Malpighiales; Euphorbiaceae. Gene Ontology annotation, molecular function: protein kinase activity; protein binding; ATP binding. The record is from RefSeq and is a predicted model, not a curated record.